AGAAAACAUGUGCUGUGGAUUCAGAGUCAUUUCGCACUCGUCCGCUCAUUAACUGCAAUAGAUCCUAAAACCGGUCAGAGAACACUGACAGGAACAGAGAAGGCGGGGGUGAGAGAAUUUCGAGUCCUCUAUGGUGACCAAAAUAGAGGAGACACAGUUGAAUAUGUUGGAGAGUCAGGUGGAGCAUGGAGGAGGUGGUGCUUGGGAGUAUAUCUGUUUGGUCAAGAAGCUCAAAGUUAGGCGUUCUGACAAGGUCUUGAAACAUGGUUUAUCCAUCUUGAAUGAUCCCAAGAAGCGAUCUAGUCUUGGUCCUGAUGAAUGGACGCUCUAUGAACAGAUGGCGAUUGCAGCCAUGGACUGCCAAUGUCUUGACGUUGCAAAGGAUUGCAUUAAUGUGUUGCAGAAAAGAUUUCCAGAGAGCAAAAGGGUUGGCAGGCUGGAGGGGAUGCUACUUGAAGCAAAGGGAUCUUGGACAGAGGCAGAAAAGGCUUACACAAGCUUGUUAGAGGAUAAUCCAUUGGAUCAGGCAAUACACAAAAGGAGGGUUGCUUUGGCAAAGGCACAAGGCAACAUGUCAGGAGCUAUUGAAAUUCUCAACAAAUAUCUAGAAAUAUUUAUGGCAGAUUCUGAUGCCUGGAGAGAACUUGCUGAGAUAUAUGUUUCCCUACAGAUGUACAAGCAAGCAGCUUUCUGCUACGAGGAGUUAAUACUAUCACAGCCUACAGUCCCUCUAUAUCAUUUAGCCUAUGCUGAUGUGCUUUACACACUUGGUGGAUUAGAAAACCUUCAGGCAGCUAAGAAAUAUUAUUCAUCCACAAUAGAGUUGACUGGGGGCAAGAACACCAGAGCGCUUUUUGGUAUUUGUUUGGUGAGCUCUCUCUCUUUCUCUCUAGACAACCAAGAAGUAAUGCUUAUAUUCAAAGCUGCAUUUAUUUUAAUGAUGCCGGAAUGCAGUUUCAUCAUUUUGUGUUUCCUCAUCUGCAUGAUUGAAAAAAGAAUGCUACGAACCCUUUUAUGUUGUCCAGUGUACAUCUGCCAUUGCACAACUCACAAAAGGGCGAAACAAGGAAGACAAGGAUAGCCCAGACCUGCAAUCUCUUGCAACUGCAGCCUUGGAGAAGGACUACAAGCAAAGAGCUGCUGCCAAGGUUCCUGUGCUUGCUUCAGCAUUAAAAAGCCUGAUAGUUUCAUCAUAAUUUCUUUGGGAUUGGAUGAUAUGAAGGUUCCUAUCCUUGACCAUAUUCCAGGAUAUUCAUCUUAGCGUAAAUGGAAAGCUAGAAAUCUACAAUAUGUUUUAGAUUUUUUUUAAAACUUUUGUUAGCAUGAUUUUUUCUUCGUGCUCAUUUUUCCCUUCUCGUUGAAGUCCUUGCAAGAGGACAUGAUGUAUUGUUUUAGAAUGUUCCAUUAAACAGAGUAGAACAUUGUUGGAGAAAUAUUUUCUCCUCUUGCCUAGUUACAGAUUUGAUUCACUUUCAAUAUCCUGCAUAUUUUCUCUUA
Messenger RNA from Manihot esculenta (cassava), 1497 nucleotides. RefSeq names its product ER membrane protein complex subunit 2. Gene Ontology annotation, cellular component: EMC complex. NCBI's taxonomy places the organism in Eukaryota, Viridiplantae, Streptophyta, Magnoliopsida, Malpighiales, Euphorbiaceae. Gene Ontology annotation, biological process: protein folding in endoplasmic reticulum. The transcript has 8 exons. Gene Ontology annotation, molecular function: protein binding. The record is from RefSeq and is a predicted model, not a curated record. The coding region runs from base 131 to 1081 and encodes 316 amino acids.